Messenger RNA from Pediculus humanus corporis (human body louse), 1329 nucleotides. RefSeq lists its product as uncharacterized. The transcript is spliced from 7 exons. The coding region runs from base 1 to 1329 and encodes 442 amino acids. Gene Ontology annotation, biological process: transport. The record is from RefSeq and is a predicted model, not a curated record. NCBI's taxonomy places the organism in Eukaryota, Metazoa, Arthropoda, Insecta, Psocodea, Pediculidae. Gene Ontology annotation, molecular function: transporter activity.
AUGUCAUCCACAGUAUCAUCGUCCACGACAACACCUAAGACUUUAGUCAAAAAUUUAACAACUUUAAGCGAUGUUAUUUCAUCAUCACCAUCAACGGUUCAUGAAAUUGUAAAAACAUCGCCAAUUUUUUUGGAAACAAAAGCUGCACAGGUCAUUGCAGGGAUUUUUGUUUUCUCUGCAUUGUUUUUAACUUGUCAACAGAUUUAUAAACAUUUGAAAUGGUACACGAAUCCGUCAGAGCAGCGAUGGAUAAUACGAAUAUUAUUCAUCGUACCCAUUUACGCAUUUUAUUCUUGGGUCAGCCUAUUGUUUUUCAACAAGGAAAGUUAUUACAUAUAUUUCUUCACGGUGAGGGAUUGUUACGAAGCUUUUGUAAUAUACAACUUUUUAAGUUUGUGUUAUGAGUAUUUGGGUGGAGAAAGUAACAUAAUGAGCGAAAUAAGAGGGAAACCGAUACGGAGCAGUUGCCUCUACGGAACGUGUUGUCUCGUCGGUAAAACAUACACGAUCGGAUUUUUAAGAUUUUGCAAACAGGCAACGUUACAAUUUUGCCUCGUCAAACCUUUAAUGGCGUUCGUUAUUAUUUUUCUACAAGCGUUCGGACACUAUCACGACGGAGACUGGAGUCUCGAUGGCGGUUAUUUAUACACGACAAUUAUUUAUAAUUUUUCCGUGAGUUUGGCUUUGUACGGAUUGUUUUUAUUUUAUUUUGCAACGAGAGAUCUUCUGACUCCGUUCGAGCCCGUAUUAAAGUUCUGCACCGUUAAAUCCGUUAUUUUUUUAUCGUUUUGGCAAGGUGUGCUCCUUGCGGUUUUCGAAAAGGCAGAAGUCAUAGAUCCGAUAGCGAACACGUUAGGAGAACAAACGACGGCGGGUACCGUGUCGGCGGGGUAUCAAAAUUUUCUCAUUUGCAUUGAAAUGUUUUUCGCGGCCGUUGCUCUCAGAUACGCUUUCCCUUAUCAAGUUUACGCCCAAGUUUGUACGACGGAUGCGAGAGGAAGGGGAGUCACUAUGCAAAGCAUUUCGAGCAGUUUAAAAGAGACCAUGAAUCCAAAAGACAUUAUGACAGAUGCCAUUCAUAAUUUUCAUCCGCAGUAUCAACAAUAUACUCAAUAUAGUUCAGCCGGAGGAUCACAAAGAGGUAUAAGAGUAGCUAAUUAUGAUAUAGAUGAUCCAAAUCAAGGUAGUACCAACGGUAGCCAGGUACAAUCUUCGCAUUUUCCAAGAUCACACAGGGCUCCAAAUAAUCAUAAUCAACGCGUUGCCACGGUUAGUCAAAAUUAUAAUGAAAAAACUAUGCUUUUAAGUUCUGAUGAUGAAUUACAAUAG